AAUUAAGGAUCUUUUUGGUUAAUCAAAAAAAAGAGAAAAAAAAUUCCAAAAAAAUUUAAUAAAUUUAAUAAAUUUCAACAAAAAAACAGGUAUAAUUAUAUAAUGAAUGGUUUAUGGUUUCAUCUAAUUUAUAUUUGUUGUAAUUUGUUAAAUUCUUUUCAAAAACGUUUAUUAACAUCAUUAUCCUCAUCAAAUAAUGAUAAAAAUAAUGACGAAAAUAAAAUAAAGGAUAAAAAAAAGGAAAAUAAAGAAAUCGACAAAAUUGACAAGAAUGAAUUUAAUCAAAAGAAUAAUAAUGGAUCAAAAUAUCAACCAAGUAUUGAUGAUAUAUUAGAACAAGAAGAAUCUUCAUCAUCAAAAGAUAAAGAAAAGAUGGAUAAUUUUUUAUUUAAUUUUUCAUCAAAUGAACCCAAAAAAUCUUUAUCACAAACUAUUUCAUCAUCAACAACAUCAUCAUCUUCAACAUCAUCUUCAAAUAAUGAGAUAGCAAAACUUUUAUCAGAUUUUUUAGUUCUAACGGAAGAAAAUUAUAUUCUUCAUAUUCAUGCAUCAUAUAAUAAUACUAUAGUAACAUUAACAAAUUCUCGUGGUAAUAUUUUAAUAACUAAAUCAGGAGGUAGUGUUGGAUUUAAAAAAUCUCAAAGAGGUGGUUAUGACUAUGACCAUUAUGACUUGUAUAAUUAUAUAAUGAAUGGUUUAUGGUUUCAUCUAAUUUAUAUUUGUUGUAAUUUGUUAAAUUCUUUUCAAAAACGUUUAUUAACAUCAUUAUCCUCAUCAAAUAAUGAUAAAAAUAAUGACGAAAAUAAAAUAAAGGAUAAAAAAAAGGAAAAUAAAGAAAUCGACAAAAUUGACAAGAAUGAAUUUAAUCAAAAGAAUAAUAAUGGAUCAAAAUAUCAACCAAGUAUUGAUGAUAUAUUAGAACAAGAAGAAUCUUCAUCAUCAAAAGAUAAAGAAAAGAUGGAUAAUUUUUUAUUUAAUUUUUCAUCAAAUGAACCCAAAAAAUCUUUAUCACAAACUAUUUCAUCAUCAACAACAUCAUCAUCUUCAACAUCAUCUUCAAAUAAUGAGAUAGCAAAACUUUUAUCAGAUUUUUUAGUUCUAACGGAAGAAAAUUAUAUUCUUCAUAUUCAUGCAUCAUAUAAUAAUACUAUAGUAACAUUAACAAAUUCUCGUGGUAAUAUUUUAAUAACUAAAUCAGGAGGUAGUGUUGGAUUUAAAAAAUCUCAAAGAGGUGGUUAUGACUAUGACCAUUAUGACUUGUAUGACCGAUCAUAA
Messenger RNA from Rhizophagus irregularis DAOM 181602=DAOM 197198, 1275 nucleotides. The record is from RefSeq and is a predicted model, not a curated record. Lineage: Eukaryota; Fungi; Glomeromycota; Glomeromycetes; Glomerales; Glomeraceae.